Messenger RNA from Penicillium cosmopolitanum, 858 nucleotides. Its product is annotated as urate oxidase. The record is from RefSeq and is a predicted model, not a curated record. Gene Ontology annotation, biological process: purine nucleobase catabolic process; urate catabolic process. Gene Ontology annotation, molecular function: urate oxidase activity. The coding region runs from base 1 to 858 and encodes 285 amino acids. Gene Ontology annotation, cellular component: peroxisome. The transcript is spliced from 3 exons. NCBI's taxonomy places the organism in Eukaryota, Fungi, Ascomycota, Eurotiomycetes, Eurotiales, Aspergillaceae.
AUGAGUGCUCUCGCCGCCGCCCGCUAUGGCAAGGACAAUGUCCGCGUGUACAAGGUCCACCGCGAUGAGAAAACUGGCGUCCAGACUGUUGUUGAGAUGACCGUCUGCGUUCUGCUCGAGGGUGAUAUUGAGACCUCCUACACUAAGGCCGACAACAGUGUUGUCGUCGCUACCGACUCCAUCAAGAACACUAUCUACAUCACCGCCAAGCAACAGCCCGUUACUCCCCCGGAGCUGUUCGGCUCCAUCCUCGGCACGCACUUCGUCGAGAAGUACAGUCACAUCCACGCCGCUCACGUCAACAUUGUUACCCACCGCUGGGUGCGCAUGGACGUUGAUGGCAAGCCUCACCCUCACUCUUUCGUCAAGGAGGGUGGUGAGACCCGCAAUGUCCAGGUUGAUGUCCACGAGGGCAGGGGCAUCGACAUUCAGUCUUCCAUCAAGAACCUGACCGUGCUCAAGAGCACUGGCUCGCAGUUCCAUGGCUUCCUCCGUGACGAGUUCACCACCCUCAAGGAGACCUGGGACCGUAUUCUCAGCACUGACGUUGCCGCCGACUGGCAGUGGCGCCGCUUCAGCAACCUCUCUCAGGUCAAGGCCAACGCCCGCAGGUUCAACCCCGCCUACGAGGUUGCCCGCAACACCACUCUCAAGACCUUUGCCGAGGACAACAGCGCCAGUGUGCAGGCUACUAUGUAUAAGAUGGGAGAGAUCAUCCUCGCCGCUGAGCCUCUGCUCGACACUGUCGACUACGCUCUGCCCAACAACCACUACUUCGAGAUCGAUCUCAGCUGGCACAAGGGCACCAAGAACACUGGCAAGGACGCCGAGGUUUACGCCCCCCCAGUCCAACCCUAA